Molecule: messenger RNA, 160 nt
Organism: Racocetra persica
Lineage: Eukaryota; Fungi; Glomeromycota; Glomeromycetes; Diversisporales; Gigasporaceae
Source: the annotation of a GenBank genome assembly
AUACCAAUAUAUUCAUUCUGUUCAAGAUUUUUCUUCUGAUUCAUAUACCGGAAGAUUUUUAUUAAAUGAAAUUAUUAAAGUAGUUGAAGAAAUUGGUCUACAAAAAUUUGGUGCUGUCAUUUCAAAUGGUGCCACAGCAAGACAAUUGACACAAACUCUU